AUAAAAAUGAUAGUAGGAAUACUUCUACGAAGUAAAGUAGAUACUUCACUCGUACAUUCAGUUAUGGUCGAGUACUCGUAUGAUAAGCACUCGUGAUUCAUUACAGUACUGUAAUGAUGGCGCCAAGGCAUUGCCAAAAACUGAUCACGACUGAUUAGUAGAAACCCGGAUACGGAAUCGCUCGUAGCGAGGUUUUAAUCUUUCCACCCAACAAAACAUUUGGUGGGUUACUGUAUUCGGAACAGCUUGCUUGGAAGUCACAAUACUGUAAUUAUCGCUAGAAUAAACAAGCUCGUGUAACGACAUCGAUGCAAUAUUUUAAUUAUCAAUAGGAUAAAGAUGGCAAUAAAAGUGAACCAUAAAAGUGAGUGGGAGUGUCAAAUAGUCAUCUGCGUUUUCGCAUUCCUCCAGGGGUCUACGGCACUCGCCCGUUGUGCGUCAUGAGUGCAACCUAACCAUGAGAGGUUUCCUGCUUCCCAAUGACUUCUUGUUCCCCUUUGAAGCGAUUUGCCGAAAGGCUCGAUCUAAGCAAAAAGCUGCUACCAAGAAAGAAUACCGACAACGAGCAAAUCUGACAUUGAUGAUCAGAAAGCCGAUCAUGGACUUCAGAAAAAAGAGAGGAAAAGCCAGCUCACACGAAAGUAGUAUCAGUUGUAUUUCAGACUUCAAGACCAUUUUGCAAUCUGCAAACCCAACGGAACAGGAAGUCAUUGAAGCUAUAGAAAAAGUUCGUUCACUAUGUUCGACACCCCCUACCCCUUACAUUGAUAAUAUGAUAAAUGCUGGGAUUGUUCCUUUACUCGUUGAUAUUUUGGAUUGUGGUAUUCGCAGGAAUUCAGGCCUCAUAAAAUCCAAGGAAGAAUGCAGUCGGUUGGUAGAUAAAGGUGGUAACAAGUGCAAAGCAGCGUCAAAUACUUGUACAAAAGUAUUCACCGUACAGGAAGACAAACUGAGAAAGCUUAUCUACGUGACGGCCUGGGCACUCACUAAUAUUGCUUUAACAAGCGCUAAUCAUGUUGCAAACUCAGGAGCAAUCAAGCCUCUUAUUCAGCUCUUGUCACACAACGAUGUGAAAAUAAAAGAACAAUCUGCGUGGUGCUUGGGGAAUAUUGCUGGAGAAGGAAGCAUUUUACGAGACCAAGUAUUGGAUGGAUCUGCCAUUGAGCCACUGUAAGUAUUCUAUCGACGCACUGUGCGUUGUAUUUUUAUAUUCGAAACACAUCGUUUCUCAUUGUAUGACAUUCUCUUCGUUGAUUUAAUUCUGUGAUGUAGUUUGACAAACUUGGCCGAUCCGAAAAACACUUCAAAUCUUGGAAUCAUCGUUUUUGCUAUAUCCAACCUAUGCAAAGGAAAUCCAACAUCGCUGGCACCUUUUAGAACAAAAAUUUUUCAUAAUCUAGUGUUUGUUCUGCUAGAUAAAUCAACCAUGGAAGAACUCGCUACAGAUGUGGUUUGGGCGCUUUCGUAUCUUUCGAACGAAGACGAACAGCAUACUGAACUCCCCAUUUCACCGUGCUUUUUGAGAAAAUUAAUGAGCAAAUUGAUCGAGCUCCUCGAGAUUAAUUUCAAGUGCAAGAAGCCAAUUAUCCAAAUAAUUGGAAAUGCGGUGUCAGGAAGCGAUAGUCAGACGCAAAUCGUUCUAGACUCCGGAUUUCUCAACCACCUGGCAGAUCUUUUAGGAAAUUCGUCAACUGAAGUUCGGAAGAACUCCUGCGGGAUCAUUGCAAUGAUUGCAUGCGGAAAUCACGAUCAGAUACAACAGCUGAUGAAAAGAAAGAAGAUUUUACACCAAUUGGUUGUGAAGGCCACACAUGAUCAAUGGAGCGUGAGAAAGGAGGCGCUAUGGGCCAUAGUAUAUAUUUUGACAAAUGGAAGCUACACAGAUAUUUCAUGGAUGAUUGGCGCAAACGGAUUUGACCCGCUGAUUACUUUCCUGGCACUAGAAAAUUCUGACGUCAAACUUUUGGUUGCUGUACUCGACGCUGUCGAGAAUGCCUUCAAAGCACAUCAGAAGUAUUUAGAUUUAUUUGCGGAAAAUAGGGGGAUUGACUAUAUCGAGGAGCUUCAAAAGCACAGAAGUGAUGUUGUCUACAAGAAAGUUGUUCAUCUGAUCGACAAUUUCUUUGGAGUGGAAGAGGAUGAGAACUCACUUCCAGCGACAAAUGAUUCUGGUCACUUCACUCUUGGAAUGACAAGCGUUCCAACUCCGAAAAAUUUGUUUCCUAUCAAACAGAACCAGGGGUCUCCAAAAGAAUCGUCAUCUCCCUUUCGACAUCUUUUCACCAAUAAUCGUUCGUCGCAUUAAUUAGCUUAAAUGCCACUUCUCGGAAUGAGUAGUUCGGGCCUUCAAGUGCUGGCUAAUUUCCACGAGAUAAAGCACCACCUCUUCGUGGAGGGUACCAAUCGACAUCGGUAACAAAGAAGAAAACUACGGCGUCCUCAACAGUAGCACGAAAUUUGUGCGUCUGAUCGAUUUGGCAGGCACACGAUGAAAUUCAAAAUAGAGACAUCUUCCCUUUUUCCUUUCCUACCCCACAAUAGUAUUGAGACGGGAAAGCUCUCUGAAUUCAAAACAUCUGGAUCUCAACACAUCUUCCCAUCACCAGCAAUCUAUAGAAAAGGAUCGAUUUGAUGCAGGUAUAGCUACAAACUUCU
Pseudo-nitzschia multistriata is the source of this 2655-nucleotide messenger RNA. The record is from the annotation of a GenBank genome assembly. NCBI's taxonomy places the organism in Eukaryota, Bacillariophyta, Bacillariophyceae, Bacillariales, Bacillariaceae.